This is a messenger RNA of Hydractinia symbiolongicarpus, 1169 nucleotides long. RefSeq names its product peptide deformylase, mitochondrial-like. The transcript has a single exon. Gene Ontology annotation, molecular function: peptide deformylase activity. NCBI's taxonomy places the organism in Eukaryota, Metazoa, Cnidaria, Hydrozoa, Anthoathecata, Hydractiniidae. The record is from RefSeq and is a predicted model, not a curated record. Gene Ontology annotation, biological process: peptidyl-methionine modification; N-terminal protein amino acid modification. The coding region runs from base 16 to 786 and encodes 256 amino acids. Gene Ontology annotation, cellular component: mitochondrion.
UAAUACUAAAGGGACAUGCUCACAUACUUUUCUGUGACGAGCUGCACACUAUUACAAGUAGAUGAUAUGCAAAAAAGAACCUUUAUAUAUUUAUUUUUUAAAAUUUUCUUAUGCUUGCAGGUUAUUAUGCAUUUGCAAAGGCAAUUUAAAGCAUUAAAAUCAUUUGGUAUAAUAAAUAGAAACAAUAGUAACUGGGCACAAAAUUUAAUGAAUUACUUUCAAAGAGGAGGUCAAAAAACUAUUAGGCAAGUUGGUGACCCAAUACUUCGAGCACAUGCUAAACCAGUUGAGUUGGCUUAUUUAAUUGCUCCAGAGUUUAAAGAAAUGGUAGAUGAACUUGUUUCAACACUACGAAAAAAAAAUGCUGCUGGAAUUGCUGCUCCACAAAUUGGCGUCUCCUUGCAGGUGAUAGCUGCUGAAGUAACUGGGCACGAUUUGAAAUUAGCUAUACAAAAGUAUGGAAGUAAAGGAGUCACGAAAAUGCAAAUGACCCUCUUUCCAUUGACUGUUAUGAUUAAUCCAAAAAUUAAAGUUAUCGAUCCUACUACUGUAGCUUUUAAAGAAGGUUGUUUAAGCGUGGAAAAUUUUACUGCAGUUGUCCCAAGGUCGCAGGAAAUUGCUGUUGAGGCGUUGAAUGUAGAAGGAGAAACAAUUAAUUUCACUGCGGUUGGAUGGACUGCUCGUAUAAUUCAACAUGAAGUUGAUCAUUUGAAUGGUAACCUAUUUAUUGAUUGCAUGUCAUAUAAGACUUUAACAAAUGAAAAGUGGCGUUCAUACAAAUCAUGAUAUGUUACUACAUAUCCUACUUCUAUUCUAAAGGGUUUUAUAUUGAAUUUGUGUGGAAUACAAUUGUUGGUUAUCUUAGGUAAUCAGUACUAGUUAAUAGAUGAUACAUCAUGGUACCGGGUACAUUAUGGCAUAUAGUUUUCGAGUUCUGAUAUUUUUGUGCUAUUAUAUUUUCAAGCUUUAGGCAAGGAAAGUGAAGACAAAAAUAUUACAACAAGAAAAGUAUAUGCCAGAGGUUUUCUUGUGAUUAUCAUUAUCAUGAAUUGAUCGAUUGUUUAAUUUUGAAAAUUCAGAAUUAAAUGUUCUUAUAUGAAUUCCUUGUGGUCCUUUAUUCAGUUGUAUUUUUUCUUGCUAUUCAAACUCGUAAAACUUUCAUGCAGUCA